Messenger RNA from Peromyscus maniculatus bairdii (prairie deer mouse), 8120 nucleotides. RefSeq names its product pyruvate dehydrogenase phosphatase regulatory subunit (gene Pdpr). Gene Ontology annotation, cellular component: mitochondrial matrix; cytoplasm; mitochondrion. The record is from RefSeq and is a predicted model, not a curated record. Lineage: Eukaryota; Metazoa; Chordata; Mammalia; Rodentia; Cricetidae. Gene Ontology annotation, molecular function: protein binding.
CCGGAACUUUCCGCUCCGCGUCCCGUCCCCUCCUCUCCCCAUGCCCGGUCCCCCUUUCCGGCCCGCGCCGACCCGCUGCAGCCGUUGUGCUGCCCUUCACUUCCGCCGGGCGUUGCUGAACGCGCUGCCCGCGCUCGCGGGCCCCUGAGUUUAGUCUUUGGAUCUUCUUGGCUGAGUGAAACCAUAUCUCUUAGUUGGUCAUGCUUUACCGGCUGCUGUCAAUUGUCCAGAGACAAAGAACUGGCCCAGGAUGGCAGACGUGGUCAUCAGGAAGAAGCAUCACGUCAGCUGCCGAGGCACAGUCCAUUGCCCUGCCUGCCCAGGCUCAGGUGGUUAUCUGUGGGGGCGGCAUCAUGGGUACAUCCGUGGCCUAUCACCUCUCCAAAAUGGGAUGGCAGGAUAUUAUCCUUCUGGAGCAGGGCAGGCUGGCUGCUGGCUCCACAAGGUUCUGUGCUGGCAUCCUAAGCACUGCUAGACAUUCUAGCAUUGAACAGAAGAUGGCAGACUAUUCAAACAAACUCUACCAUCAGUUAGAGCAAGAAACAGGGAUCCAAACAGGGUACUUAAGGACAGGCUCAAUCUGUCUGGCCCAAACUCAGGAUCGGUUGAUCUCUCUGAAGCGUAUCAACUCAAGGCUGAAUAUUGUAGGUAUCCCUUCUGAGAUCAUCUCUCCGAAGAAAGUGGCUGAACUUCACCCUCUCCUCAAUGUGCAUGAUCUGGUGGGGGCCAUGCAUGUUCCUGAGGAUGCAGUUGUAUCCUCUGCUGAUGUGGCUCUUGCCCUGGCAAGUGCUGCCUCCCAGAAUGGUGUUCAGAUUUAUGACCGGACGAGUGUUCUUCAUGUAUUGAUCAAGAAAGGUCAAGUUACUGGUGUGGAGACAGAUAAAGGACAGAUUGAAUGCCAGUAUUUUGUCAACUGUGCUGGUCAGUGGGCAUACGAGCUGGGUCUGUCCACCGAGGAGCCGGUUAGUAUCCCGCUACAUGCCUGUGAACACUUCUACCUUCUGACUCGUCCCUGGGACACCCCUCUGCAGAGCAACACACCAACUAUUGUGGAUGCUGAUGGAAGAAUUUACAUCAGGAACUGGCAAGGUGGCAUCUUGUCUGGAGGCUUUGAGAAAAACCCAAAACCUAUUUUCACCGAGGGCAAGAACCAGUUGGAAAUUCAGAACCUGAGGGAAGAUUGGGAUCACUUUGAGCCCCUGUUGAGUUCCCUCCUGCGUAGGAUGCCAGUAUUGGAGACUCUGGAGAUUUUGAAGUUGGUGAAUUGCCCUGAGACCUUCACACCAGACAUGAAGUGCAUCAUGGGCGAGUCUCCUGUAGUACAGGGCUACUUUGUCCUGGCAGGGAUGAACUCUGCUGGCCUGUCGUUGGGUGGAGGAGCUGGAAAGUUCCUUGCUGAAUGGAUGGUAUAUGGUUAUCCCUCUGAAAAUGUCUGGGAAUUGGAUUUGCAGCGCUUUGGAGCCCUCCAGAGCAGCCGCACCUUUCUGCGCCACCGGGUCAUGGAAGUCAUGCCUCUGAUGUAUGAUCUGAAGGUUCCCCGUUGGGACUUCCAGACUGGGAGGCAGUUACGUACAUCUCCUCUUUAUGACCGGCUGGAUGCUCAAGGAGCCAGAUGGAUGGAGAAACAUGGAUUUGAGAGGCCAAAGUUCUUUGUUCCACCCAAUAAUGACCUUCUUGCAUUGGAACAGAGCAAGACUUUCUACAAGCCAGACUGGUUUGAUAUUGUGGAGUCAGAAGUCAAGUGCUGUAAGGAGGCUGUGUGUGUCAUUGACAUGUCUUCUUUCACAAAGUUUGAAAUAACUUCCACUGGGGAUCAGGCAUUAGAAAGUCUGCAAUAUGUUUUCUCCAAUGACCUGGAUGUGCCUGUAGGCCACAUUGUGCAUACGGGCAUGCUCAACGAAUAUGGAGGGUAUGAAAACGACUGCAGCAUUGCACGCCUGAACAAACGCAGUUUCUUCAUGAUCUCUCCAACUGACCAGCAGGUCCACUGUUGGGCCUGGCUUAACAAAUACAUGCCGAAAGAUAGCAACUUGUUACUGGAGGAUGUCACCUGGAAAUAUACAGCCCUCAAUCUGAUUGGCCCUCGGGCUGUGGAUGUGCUGUCUGAGUUGUCCUAUGCCCCUAUGACUCCAGACCACUUUCCAACUCUGUUUUGCAAGGAGAUGAGUGUGGGCUAUGCAAAUGGGAUCCGUGUGAUGAGUAUGACUCACACAGGAGAGCCAGGAUUCAUGCUGUACAUUCCCAUAGAGUAUGCUCUGCAUGUCUACAAUGAGGUGAUGAGCGUUGGACAGAAGUAUGGAAUCCGGAAUGCUGGGUAUUAUGCUCUUCGAAGUCUCCGAAUUGAGAAGUUUUUUGCCUUCUGGGGGCAAGACUUAAACACCCUCACCACUCCCCUGGAAUGUGGAGGAGAGUCUCGAGUGAAGUUAGAGAAGGGCAUAGAUUUCAUUGGUCGAGAUGCCCUGCUGCAGCAGAAGCAGAAUGGGGUAUAUAAGCGCCUUGCUAUGUUCAUCCUGGAUGACCACGACACAGACCUCGACCUGUGGCCUUGGUGGGGAGAACCCAUUUACCGGAAUGGGAAGUAUGCUGGCAAGACCACCAGUAGUGCCUAUAGCUACACUCUCGAGCGCCACGUAUGCCUGGGUUUUGUACACAAUUUCUCUGAGGACAGUGGGGAAGAGCAGGUGGUGACAGCGGAUUUCAUCAACCGCGGAGAAUACGAAAUUGACAUUGCAGGCCAUCGGUUUCAGGCCAAGGCCAAGCUGUACCCUGUCACCUCCUUUUUCACUCACAAGCGUAGAAAGGAUGAUGUGGAGCUGAGUGACUUUCAUGGGAAGUAAUGCCAAGACCUUCUCCCUUCUCCCAUUCUCUCACCAUGAGGAGCGUUGUUCUGGGAGCUUCUCCCUCUGUCCCUGUCUCCUUACGGAAGGUUCCUUUGCCCUUCUCUUAACUUCUCAAUUUGACCUACUUUAAACUUUUUCCUUGAAAGCCUUUUUGUCCUCCCAUUUUCUUUUCAUUUGCUGUUACCUCCUAACAAUCCAGGUUCUUCUCAUCCCGCCAGCAGGCCCACAUUCCCACAGUGGAAGGCAGGAGCCACUUGUGGAGUUAAGGUGACAAACGGAUUUUAAAAUCAUCUUGAGGCAGUCGGUAUUAUUUAAGUCUUAGGGCAAAAGUCCAGUUCCCUUGGGCUGCGAUUCUUAGAGUAAUCUAAUUUUGGUAGAUGACUGUGUGUCUCAUGUAGCCCUGGGAUACAGUAGCUUGUAUCUUAAGCAGGCAGAUGAUUCUGUUCCACUGUGCUGUAGGUUCCACCUGAUACCUCUUAACCAUCUACCUCACCAAUGAGAGGGAUUACAUGGACACUGUCUGCUCUGUGGAAGGGACAAGUACUUAACCUGGCCUCUCCAGGCCUCCAACUCUGUUCUUAGAUGUUUGGGCCAGGGCAACCUGCCUGCAGUUUUCUUUAUUUUCUGCUAUUUUGUAUAAUGAGGUUGUCUUUUAGCUGAGUAAACGAGUAUGCCAGUAUUUGAAAGGGGUAGGGAAUCCGUGUUGCCUUGUGUGUUGCUUUUCCCAGCGGGAGCAGUGUAAACUCAGAUAUUGAGUUCCUACUAUUAGAAGAGUGUUGAUUUUCUUUCAGUUACCCAUAGGUCAGCUAGCUGUCCCUUCUUGAUUUUCUUCAGAUGGCUUCUAGCCUCACCUGUGCCUUGUGUAGCCUGCCUAUGACCUCAACAUUCAUUCCUACCCCUUUAGAAGAGGGAGAGAGGAUUAGGUGGGUAGUCUUGGGUGAGUAAGUAAACCAUGCUGUUCAUACUGCAUUCCGAGAGCUACCAGAGCCUCAAGCUUUACAUCCCUGGCAUGAACAAAGCCACACAUACAGAGGGCCAUUGAGAGCUGUGAGUACAGUGCAGGCCAGAGACUGCUUUCCAUCUUUUCUUUCCAGGCUCCCCACUCUAACCCCGCCCCGCAACAGAACCUUUGGAAUGGAAAGGGACUGCGGUGCCCACCAAAUGCACUACCUGUUCCAGGGUACUGCUGUUUUCUUUUUGAGAUACGGAUUCUCACUGGAGCUCAGGCUGGCCGCAGUCUCCUGAGUACUAGGAUUUCAGGUGUGGUGACAGUGUUUUUUUUAAAGGUGAAACUUGGAUGUGACAGGCUGUGCUGUAGAACACCAACACUUCAUCUUCUCUUGUACACAGACUGCCCAGUCUGGAUUUGAGAACCUUGCAUUCAACUGCAGUUCUCAGUAACUUGGGCGCAUUGGUUCUGCUAAAUUUACAUUAAUAGAAACUUUGAUUUCAGUAGUGCAGCUCAAAAUUCUCAAGUGUCUCUUUGGCACUUCUGUAGAACCCAUUAUCCACUCAGACUGGUUCUUUUCCCACAUUUCUUGCUAUUUUCUCCAGGUAGGCCACUCGUACUUGGCUUCUGAGACGAUUUUCAUUGACUUAUUAAAGGGCACACAAUUAGAAGUUGAUGUGAGGGGAAAUUGCUACUUUGGAGGGAGUGUGUGUUUAGUGAGAUGAGAACCACUGUCUCCAGGCAAAGGGAAGAAAGGAAUAAUACUCCAGUAGAAAGCUGAGCAAGGGGCUGGAGAGAUGGCUCAGAGGUUAAGAGCACUGGCUGCUCUUCCAGAGGUCCUGAGUUCAGUUCCCAGCACCCACAUGGUGACUCACAACCAUCUGUAACGAGAUCUGGUGCCCUCUUCUGUGUACAUAAUAAAUAAAUCUUAAAAAAAAAAAAAGAAAAAAGAAAAAAAGAAAGCCGAGCAAGGCAACAGCAGCAGUGAGCUGUUGAGAUCCAGAGCAGGCCCUUGGCCAACCCAUGAAGACGGAAGUAGAGAUGCACAGCUCCAGGUAUUUGUGCUCUUUGAAAUAUGGUGGUAACUUUCUGCAGUCUGGGAGUGAAGUUUACUUGGAAUUGAUUACAAAGGAAGUUUUUGACCUAUGCAUCGAUAGUAAAACUUUGGCAGCAAACUUGUUCUUUAACUGUUGAAAGUGUUACCACUUAAGUUCCAAAUGGGGGGGGACGACACCCUUCCAAAGCAGUAAUAGUUUAAACUCAUAUUAUUCAAGGAUUUCAGCAUAGACUAAUUGCUGUCUGCACUGUUAAUCUCUAGCUAUUUAAUUAACUGUCCCUUCUGAGUAGGAGGGCAAGUGCAAGUCUUCAGCUCGAAGUCCUAGCUGUGGCUGCUGUGAGCCUUUGAGCUGACAGACCGUGCUUGUCUCACAGGAAGGCAUGAGAGGGAGAGGAGUGGAGCAUUUUGAAUGCCUGACCAGGGUCAUGGUCCUGUUCCUUCAACUGUGCCACUUCUUUACUGUGUACCCCAAAACAAACUUACAUUUGGUACUAACUGCUUCCUUAGAGUUUCUCUUGGUCCAUGCAAACAUAAACAAUGCAAACCUGCCCCCCCCCCAUUUUGCCCUGAUAGAAGUGCUGUAAGUAGACUGUUCUCCUCCACUAACCCUGCAGCUUUUCCGAGGCUUGGUGUCAUAAACACCUCAGACAGUCGAGGGGAUCUGAACCCCUGGCCUACUAGUGUUGGGGGAGCUUUCUAGGCUCUCAGGAGUAAAUGCAGGUUGUUAACAGAAAUGCUAGGUCUAGAGCAGUGGCUCUUAACCUGUGGGUUGCAACCCCUUUGGGAUCAAAUGAACCUAUCACAGAGGUUGCCUAAGAUCAUCGGAAAACACAGAUUUACAUUAUGAUUCACAACUAACAAAAUUACAUUUAUGAAUUGGCAAUGAAAAUAAUUUUAUGGUUGGGGGUCACCACGACAUGAGGGAAGGGUCGAAGCAUUAGGAAGGUUGAGAACCACUCGUCUAGAGGCAUGAUUGAAAAUCCAGGAAGAGGGCUGGAGAGACGGCUCAGAGGUUAAGAGCACUGGCUGCUUGUCCGAGGUUCUGAAUUCAAUUCCCAGCAACCACAUGGUGGCUCACAACCAUCUGUAAUGAGAUCUGGUGCCCUCUUCUGGCCUGCAGGGAUACAUGGGGGAAGAACACUAUAUACAUAAUAAAUAUAUCUUUAAAAGAAAAGAAAAUCCAGGAAGAAUAAUCGGUGUGCGUCCUCACUUGUGUGACAUUUCCAACUCUUGGACAGUGAGACUACCUUGUAUGACAGGACGCUCGGGAGCUGGUUAGUGUUAAGGGAUUGUAAACACUGCAGCUUUAGGUGACAGAUUCUCUAGAAUAAUCUCUUGUCACAUCUACUUUCCAGAGAUGUUCUCUUCCUUGAUUAUAGUAGCAAUUAAAUCUCUUUGAACAAGGUCACAAAGUAUAUUGGAGACCUAAGGUUGGGAGUUUUCUGUGAGCCUUCUUGAAGUCAGAAAGCUUUCUUUCCUCUUAGCUGUUCAUUACACGUGCAGAGCCUGCUGCUCAGUACUGCCGUAGUCAUUGGAAUAGACCAGGCUGUGACAGUUCCCUCCCACGACACAGGCACUGAACUUACAAAAGGACAAGCAGGAACGGUUUCGUUAGUCCUAAUUGUGAGCACACCUCACUGAAAUUUUAGUUCUUCCAUGGGUCCCAGGGCCUCCUUAGUCCCAGGACACAGGAUCAUUUAACACAGCCUGGUCUCCAAGAGCCCGUUCAUGCAGCAGUGGGGUGCAGCCCCUUCAACAUGGCUUGUCUCCUCUACACCAGAUGAAUUCUAGACUGCUGGGCCCAACUAACUAGAGAGGAAAUCCAAUUUACAGAUAGUGGGUGGCAGGACGGAUUACAAGUAGCAGGACUGCUAAAGGUUUGCUUUGUUUUGCUGAAGACUCUCGGCUUUGAUUUUCUAGUUGAUUAGCUCCUAGCUUCUGAACACAUUUGCUAGCAUCUGAAAAGAUCGUCACCACCCUGGGGAGAAUGUUAUGCCUUACAGUGUUGUACUAGCCUUGGGAGACUGUCAGGAAGAGCAGUUGCAGCAUCCUGUUUGCAGGCUGAACGACAAGUUUCAUUCUUAUAUCUCUUGUUGGCCAAAGGUAACAGAUUUAUAAUAUUUAGGACAAUGAAAAAUGACUGGUCAUUUUUCAUUUUCUGCAUCCCAACACCCCCACCUCACAAAUGUUGAUAGGUAAGUAGCAUCGUAUUAACACAACACAGGUACAUUUUCUUGUGGCUGAAGAAUGUUCGUCUUGUACUGAUAUCUGUAGGCACAUAGAUUGAGGAGAAGCGAGUGCGCAGGGAAGCGUGUCUGAGCUGUAGCUACGCCCCGUGUUCCUGUCAGAAAUGCUGAGGGAGCUGUGGGUCGGUUUGGGAGCACCUCUCCUCUGCCUCCAUUUCUUUUGGUCUCCAAGGUGCUGAUCUGUAAGCCCCCAUUUUCUGGUCGAUAUGGGGCUUUCUCCUGCAGUUCCUCAACAGUACCAGCACACUGUUCAGCACAAAGAUUGAGUGUUCGCACAUCUCUCCUUCUCUUAGUGUGUUAAACAUCAGCAUUUUCUCUGUAGAAGACUCUUGCCUCUCUAAGCAGUUGUCUACAUCUGAAUGAUUAUACAUUUUGCUCAUAUUUUGAUUCACCUGUUUUUAAUCUUUGCAAACAUCUACCUCCUUGCCUUCUUGUCUGUGAAGGACAGAUUACAAGAGGAGGGGGAGUUAUCUUACCAUGUUUCAAAAGAUCCAUGCCAGGAUUUCCUUUGCACACCAAGAACUGAAGCUUGGAGUACUUCUCAGCCUAGUUCUAGUGCCUUACCCUCCAGAUGUCCAGUAGUGGACUGUGGUAGGAAGAAAGCAGAGUGUUCAGUCUGGGUUCUCAUCACCCCACAUCAACCCUCCUUCCUCAGAAUAAUUUGGGUGUGGGGUAAAAAGUUCAGCUCAUUUCACUGAAAGCUUUUCUAGUUCAUACUUAACUCUCUGGUCAAUGCUUAAGCUAUAUAAAACACCACUGUAAUUUCUAUGCAGUUCUGUAAAUUUUCAUUUAGUGUGGUUCUGCUCAGCGCUCUUCUGUUCCCGUGUAGUGUCAGCAUGUGGUCCUGAAGACAUUCUAGAUACUGGAGUAAAUAAGAAAUUUUCUCAAGAGCAAACUCAGCUGACUUUGGACACAUAGGAUAACUAUUUAAUGGCCAGAAUUAUUUCUGGAUGGCUAGAUUUCAACUGAGAUUUUCUUUUCAUGUAUUAGGUAUAUAAAUGAAUAAAAAGAUGUUUUCAUUAACUAUU